AUGAAACUCAACCGCACUGUGGUAGUGGGCCUCCUGUUGCUGCUCCGCCCUCUUGCAUGCACUCCAGCUGUUCAGCAGCUCAAAGGAGAAGACGAUGAUGAUUUCUUCUCUGAGGAAGGGGUUCAGGGCGGCUCUCUGACCUCCGUAGGUCUCUGCCUGCCUGCAAACUGCUGCAGCCGUGCAAAUACUGUUGAAACGCCUCACGUUGCUGCACGUAUCGAACAGCGAACAGCUGAGGCAGCACCGGCCAACAGGCUUAACUGUUUACGUUUGCUGUCGUUUACUCCUACUCAGAACAAUGUGGAAGCACAGAAAGGCGGCAGCCAGCAGUCUUCAGCAUUGACUCCGGAGCCUUCGUCUCCUGCAGAAGAAUAUACAGAAGGAAGCCUUGGAAUAUCCGCCAAGGGCCGUGCAAAUACUGUUGAAACGCCUCACGUUGCUGCACGUAUCGAACAGCGAACAGCUGAGGCAGCACCGGCCAACAGGCUUAACUGUUUACGUUUGCUGUCGUUUACUCCUACUCAGAACAAUGUGGAAGCACAGAAAGGCGGCAGCCAGCAGUCUUCAGCAUUGACUCCGGAGCCUUCGUCUCCUGCAGAAGAAUAUACAGAAGGAAGCCUUGGAAUAUCCGCCAAGGGGUCUGCGGGCGGAGCUGCAGGCAGGCGAAACACAGCACAGUGCAACUCAGUUUAUAAGGCAGCACUGUCUUGUAUAUAUUGCAUUCCGUCUAAGAACGCAGACGACGCCCAUUCGUCUGUAGCUGCUGAAGGCAGCACCACUGCAGCGGCUGCACUGGCCACCGGCACUCUGAUGAAUCCACAGCAACAACAACAGCAGCAGCAGCAGCAACAACAACAACAGCAACAACAGCAACAGACGGAGAAACACCAGGGAACGCCUCCUCUUCCGCAGCAGCAGCAGGAACAGCAGCAACAGCAGCAGGGACAGCAUCAGCAGCUGCAUCAGCAACAGCAACAGCAGCCGCAUCCGCAACAGCAACAGCAGCAGCAGCAGGAACAGCAACAGCAGCUGCAGCCGCAACAGCAGCUGCAGCAGCAGCAGCAGGAACAGCAACAGCAGCUGAAGCAGGAACAGCAACAGCAGCUGCAACAGGAACAGCAACAGCAACUGCAGCCGCAACAGCAACAGCAGCUGCAUCAGCAACAGCAGCAACAGCAGGAACAGCAACAUCAGCUGCAGCAGGAACAGCAACAGCAGCUAAAGCAGGAACAGCAACAGCAGCUGCAUCCGCAACAGCAGCAGCAGCAGCAGCAGCUGCAUCCGCAACAGCAACAGCAGCUGCAUCCGCAACAGCAACAGCAGCUGCAUCAGCAACAGCAGCUGCAUCCGCAACAGCAACAGCAGCAGCAGCAGGAACAACAACAGCAGCUGAAGCAGGAACAGCAACAGCAGCUGCAACAGGAACAGCGACAGCAGCUGCAUCAGCAGCAGCGACAGCAGCUGCAUCAGCAACAGCAACAGCAGCUGCAUCAGCAACAGCAACAGCAGCUGCAUCAGCAACAGCAGCUGCAGCAGGAACAGCAGCAGCAGCAGCAGCUGCUGCUGCUGCAGCAGCAGGAACAGCAACAGCAGCAGCAGCAGCAGCAGCAUCAGCAGCUGCACCAGCAACAGCAACAGCAGCAGCAGCAGGAACAGCAGCAGCUGCUGCAGCAGCAGCAGGAACAGCAGCAGCAGCUGCAGCAGGAACAGCAGCAACAGCAGGUAAGGGAGAAAGCAGAGAAGACGAGCAAACCUAAGCGGCGCCCACCUCAGGAGUCGAGACACCACGACGAAAGCAACGAAGAAGAAGAAGCAGAAGAAGAAGAAGAAGCAGAAGAAGAAGCAGAAGAAGAAGCAGAAGAAGAAGAAGAAGAUACGGAAGAAGAAGAAGAAAUAGAAGAAGACGAAGUGCAUGCAGGUCGCAGCUCCCAGGUUGCUGCAGAGCAGUUGGGGUGUCGCCGUCCACCGGCAGCAGCAGCAAAACCUAUAAAAAGGAACAGCAGAAUCAGCAGCAACAACAACAACAACUACAGAAGAUACUCUCAAAGAAGACAAGCUUUGCAGAAAGGAAGAGCAGCAGCACGGAGGCCUGAGCCGCUCCGAAGGAACAUGAGAUUGAAGUCGAAGAAGGGAAGCAUUAGCAGCAGCAGCAACAACCGCAGCAGCAGCAGCAGAGCUAUACCUGCUGCUUAUGAGGAAGACAGCAGCGAUGACGAAGGAAGUUAUUAUGACAACAGAGAAGCUAAAUAUACAGCAGCAGCAAAAAUUAAAAACCGCAGCAGCAAAAAGCCAAAGUCUCCCAACCCAACACGCCGAGAACAGCAGCAAAUCAUUCGAACAGUGCAGCUGCUGAAUGCUCUUUUAAAGCAGCAAAAGGAGCAAGCAGUAAAGUUUUCUUCUUCUAGUAAUGCGCAUGUAGAUCCUACAGGAAUGGCGAUAUCUUAUGAAAGCCUUUUGACUCAAGUUCGCAAGCGACGGCCUUCUUUAGAUGACGACAACGAUGAAGAAAAGAAAGGAGAAGAUGCUUUGUCCUGGGCUGCUGCUCUGGUGCUUACGAUCCCCCCUUCAAUACUUGCAAUUCUGCUGGCCCACCAUAUUGCGAAGAGACAAAUGCAGCCGUUGAUAGGGGGAGUGUCGGGAAGUUUAGGCUCUUCUCGAGCCUUUUCAGGGAGAAGUAGCGAGCUGGACGUACACUCCGAUUCGGUGUCUUCAAUAGAAGAGGAGAUAUUAAGAGCAGAGGGAGAGGGAGUUUCUUAUUCAGACUAUGAUUCAUCUCUCCCAAAGAUCGUUCGUAGACCCGGAAGACUCUUAACAGGCCUUCCUUCUACUCAUAUUCCUUCUCACAUGUGGCUGCGUAGUGGCAGCCCCAGACGAACACCGUACACCUACGGGCGCAUAAGCAAGCAACAUAUGUCCUACGGAUACUCUGAUAUAUUAGACGAUCCAUACGUCUACGAUCCCCUUUAUAGAAGACGUAUAGCAGCAGCACGCAGCUAUGAAAGAGCGAGGCCUCUAUUUCAUGAACUCUCUGAAGUAGAAGAACUCGCAGAUGCCCAGUGGACGGCAGCGGCAGCGGCUGGUGCUGCAGUUGAGCCGCAUGCAGAGGAGAUGCAGAUGCAUGGAGGUCUUUGA
This is a messenger RNA of Eimeria acervulina, 3132 nucleotides long. RefSeq lists its product as hypothetical. NCBI's taxonomy places the organism in Eukaryota, Apicomplexa, Conoidasida, Eucoccidiorida, Eimeriidae. The record is from RefSeq and is a predicted model, not a curated record. The coding region runs from base 1 to 3132 and encodes 1043 amino acids. The transcript is spliced from 6 exons.